Molecule: messenger RNA, 887 nt
Organism: Chelmon rostratus (copperband butterflyfish)
Lineage: Eukaryota; Metazoa; Chordata; Actinopteri; Chaetodontiformes; Chaetodontidae
Gene: tmem230b
Product: transmembrane protein 230b
Exons: 3
Coding region: 246-605 (119 amino acids)
Biological process (GO): synaptic vesicle transport
Cellular component (GO): endomembrane system; synaptic vesicle
Source: RefSeq, a predicted model, not a curated record
AAUGCGGAAGCUCUGUGUUAGCGGAUACUAAACAGACAACAUCUCGCUGUAAUCUCCUCUCAGAGCUUGUUUUAAGAAAUAGAAACACCCUUGCAUUAGUUCUGGUCUAAUAUAUAUAGAUAUAUAUAAACUUGGCAGUUUGUGAUUGUUGCGGAUUAUGGCUGCCGUGUCUUUGGCGCUUGUGUAGCCGAGCUGCAUUGAAACACUGAAAACAAACUGUUCGUUAAGCUCCUCAGCAACUGAAGAUGCCAGCCCGGAACAUUUUGUCCAACGGCACUCCUGACAGCAAAGUCAGGUACUCCAGGUUAGCCACCGAUGAUGAUGGCUACAUUGAUUUACAGUUCAAAAGGAGCCCACCCAAAGUCCCAUACAAAGCCAUAGCCCUGGCCACAGUCCUCUUCUUAAUCGGCUCUCUGUUAAUCAUCAUUGGCGCCCUUCUCCUGGCUGGAUACUUUGGAGUCACUCACUCAGACCGAACCGUGCCUGUCCUCAUCAUAGGGAUCCUUGUCUUCCUGCCUGGAAUUUACCAUCUACGAAUAGCUUACUAUGCAUCAAAGGGCUACCAUGGCUAUUCCUAUGAUGAUAUCCCAGACUUUGAUGACUGACAAACAGCACAGCUUCAGCCACACUCUCUCUGCUCUCACAUACACUUAUAUUAUUCUGCUUGUGUUCAUUUAAAUGCACUGAUAAACUCAAAGAAAAUAAGGUUAAAUAGAUUCUGUUAAUUACCAUUGGAAGGAUUUUGACGUUAUUGUCAUAGGGUUGAUGCCAGACUGCUGUUAUGAAGCCAAACCAGUAUGAGACAUUGUUCAAUUUGUAUAUUUGUUAUAUUAGCUCGAUAAAUUAAAUUAAAACUGAAAUUUGAUGAUUCUCUUUUAUUUGUAUAA